AUCUAAGAAUAAAUAACAAUUAUGUUAAUUUGUUUCAGCUGUUCACAUUGGUGUACUUCCCAAUAUGUUUCUACUGUGAUUGGAGGGAACUGCGAGGAGAGCAUGGACGCAAUCACGUGAAAGUUCUCAAUCAAGUUAGAUGCCUGUGCUUCACAAGCAUCCUACUACCGACCACUGCAUUUGGUGACAUAUUGUUCUGGCGAGUAUGGAAUACUCAUCGAGAGCUGAUAGCACCGCCGAGCAUUCACAAAGUGGUUCCCUUCUGGUCCCAGCACUGUAUGCACACUGUGUCCUUGAUUGUGGUGCUUACAGACCUCGUGCUGGUGAAGAGAGAGAGGCCUAAGAGUAACGUGCUGAAUAUUGGAGUAUUAUCAUGUUUUCUUAUCGCUUAUACUGUUGUGUGCGUUCAAAGCGUGAUGAGAGGCGAAUACAUAUACCCAGGUCUGAAGCUGUUCACAGGAAUAAAAUUCCCCAUACUAGUCAUAUACGUUUUUCUAGAAAAUUUCUUCUAUUAUACUAGCCAAUGGUUAAUAAUUGAUAUGGUAUGGGGCCAAGGAAACUUGAAGAAAGUUGUUUAAUAGUUAUAAUUAUUUUUAAUAAGUAUAAAGAAGGCCAAUCAUUUGGCAAAGAUAUUAGUACUAAGUAUAAUUUUAAGGAAGACAGGUGUACAUAUUAUGUAGAACUGAAACAAGCAUGAGAAGGAUAAAAGAAACUGAAGAUACAAACAAUAAUAAUUGAGGAAAUUGAGAAAAGAUUAAUCAGAAGACAAAACCAUAAUAAUGUUAUACAGUAUUUAUAAUUACUAUUAGUUAUUUAUUUCGUUUUAUUUUACUGCAUAUUACACAAGCCUGUUUUCGCUGAUUCUUUACUUAACCCAAAAGUUGACGGGAGAAAACGCCAUAGGGCAUUAUGUAUGUACAUUAUUUUUGUGUGCGUUAAAAAGUUAACAAAUAAAUUAAUCAAAAUAUAAAACUCAGUGUUUUUGCUAGUAAUAGUAGUAAUAGUAAGUUUAAUUUGUAUGCACAGAUAAAAUAAUGCACAUAGGUAUUUAUUUAAAUAUAGAUUUAAACCAAAAUUUUAUGUAAA
Messenger RNA from Spodoptera litura, 1086 nucleotides. Lineage: Eukaryota; Metazoa; Arthropoda; Insecta; Lepidoptera; Noctuidae. The record is from RefSeq and is a predicted model, not a curated record.